Molecule: messenger RNA, 2272 nt
Organism: Calidris pugnax (ruff)
Lineage: Eukaryota; Metazoa; Chordata; Aves; Charadriiformes; Scolopacidae
Gene: FEZF2
Product: FEZ family zinc finger 2
Exons: 4
Coding region: 721-1914 (397 amino acids)
Biological process (GO): regulation of transcription by RNA polymerase II
Cellular component (GO): nucleus
Molecular function (GO): DNA-binding transcription factor activity, RNA polymerase II-specific; RNA polymerase II cis-regulatory region sequence-specific DNA binding
Source: RefSeq, a predicted model, not a curated record
GUUGGCUAUUAAUUUAUACAUGCUGGGGAGGCUCGCAGAUAAGUGACAAUUUAUUAAUUAUCUUCCAGCUCGGUUGCAACGGAGCUGAUUGCAGAUGGGUUGCCAAAAUAACUCGAGCAUGGUUGCGUGGUAGUUGCUUUCAGGAAAAAAAAAUUCAUUCUCCCCCUUCUUAAAAAAAAAAAAAAAAAGAAGAAGAAGAAAAAAAAAAUCCUCACGCUCACUCGGAGUGGCUCUUCUAACCCCAGCAAGAACUGGAGCACUCUUUUCCACCCAACUUGUGAAUCGCACUUGCCUUCUAAUUUGCCACAUGCAAAACGAUUCCUCUGCUUUGCAAGUUGCUUUUUAAGAAGGGAGAGAGAGAGGAAAAAACCCAGCUCGCACACGAGCGAUUUGCGCGUCUUAAACUGGAAGGAAAUUGUGCGUGGAGAGGGGGGGGAGCUCCUCUUCCUCUCUCUGCCCCAACCCACCGCGCUCCAGCCCGGCGCCUGGGCUCGGGGAAGAUCCAUGGUGGCAUCCCCGUGUCAUUCUGCUCCAAGUGACUUCAUGUGAUGUCAGCUUUAAAUGUACGAGACCGCGAUCUGACGCUCAGGAAGAUGUUUGCUAUCAAAAUGUGACUGUGGCCACACUGAGCUGCUUGGAUGCGUCUCGCCGGCACUGGGCAAAGAGCCGAGAGCGGGAGCGAGUCGCUGCUCACACCAAGUUCCCGCACGGCGGAGCGACAUGGCGAGCUCGGGGUCGCUGGAGACGGUCAUGCCUUCUCCCUGCCCCCGGCACGACGGCAGGGCCGCCGCCGCUAACCCCUCCAAGACCCUGGCCUUCUCCAUCGAGAGGAUCAUGGCCAAGACGUCGGAGCCCAAGCCAGCCUUCGAGCAGAGGCACGGCGGGCCGGGGCCGGAGCCGGAGCCGGGCAAGAAGCCGCUGAGCCUGUGCUCGCCCCUUCCCUGCGUGAUUCCCAUCCCGCCGCUGGGCUACGAGGUGCCCUCCAAGACUCUCCUCAACUACUCGGAGCUGUGGAAGAGCAGCCUGCGGGGCGGCGCGGGGCUCUGCAAAGCCAACUGCGGCGUCUGCUGCAAGGCAGAGCUCGCCCUGGGCCAGCCCAGCGGCCGGCUCAUCAAGCCGCAGGUCAUCCAUCAAGCGGGGGCCGUGCCGGCAGCCCCCCGCUCCCUCUACUACUUCAACUACCUGGACGCCGCGUACCACCCGGCCGACAUCCUGCACGGACAGCUCUUCCCCGCCGGCCUGCUGGGCGCCCCGCCGCCGGGGGGGCUCUCGGCCCACCAGAAGCUUUUCCUGCUGGAGAACGCCAAGCUGGCGGGGCUGGCGGCCGAGAAGCUGCCGCCGCCGCCGCCUUUCGCCCACAAGGAACGGCUGCCGGGACACCUGGACCAGGUGAUGAAGGAGGCGGCGGCGGCGGAGCGCGGCGGCCCCCCCAAAGGCCACGCCAAGCUGGGGGGCGGCGGCGGCGGCGGGGCGGCGGAGGGCAAACCCAAAAACUUCACCUGCGAGGUCUGCGGCAAGGAGAAACCCCACAAGUGCAACCAGUGCGGGAAGGCGUUCAACAGGAGCUCCACGCUCAACACCCACAUCCGCAUCCACGCCGGCUACAAGCCCUUCGUCUGCGAGUUCUGCGGCAAGGGCUUCCACCAGAAAGGCAACUACAAGAACCACAAGCUGACCCACAGCGGAGAGAAGCAGUACAAGUGCACCAUUUGCAACAAAGCCUUCCACCAGAUCUAUAACUUGACUUUCCACAUGCACACCCACAACGACAAGAAGCCCUUUACGUGCGUCACUUGCGGGAAAGGAUUUUGCAGAAACUUUGAUUUAAAGAAGCACGUCCGAAAGUUGCACGACAGCGUCUCCAGCGCUCCUCCGCCGCCGCCGCGGGACCCUGGGCGCAGCGGGCAGAGCUAAGGGCCCGGCGUAGCCCCCCCCCUCCUCCUCCUCCUCGUCCCCCCAACUCGGACCUGCUCCACCGGGCCAGCACUAUUUAUCCAAACCAGCCUUUGCUUCUCUUGUCUUUUCCCCAGCGAGCUCAGCCGCCGGUAGCAAGCGAUCCCGAGCCGCAGUUGUAUAUAAGAGGAAUCUUAUUUAACGGCGCGUUGCGCCGCCGGAGCGGGCCAGGAGGGGCCGGGUUGGCCGCCCCCCCGCCAGGACAGCGCUCUUUAUACGUGUCUGUAAAUCUCCAUUUUAAAUGUACGCUCGAAUAAGUGAGGAAUAUAUAUAUAUCUAUAUCUAUCUAUCAUGGGACAAUAAACCGGCCCUUCGCAGG